Silurus meridionalis is the source of this 3307-nucleotide messenger RNA. It is a transcript of the gene igsf11, whose product is annotated as immunoglobulin superfamily member 11. The record is from RefSeq and is a predicted model, not a curated record. Gene Ontology annotation, cellular component: cell-cell junction. Gene Ontology annotation, biological process: homophilic cell-cell adhesion. Gene Ontology annotation, molecular function: ionotropic glutamate receptor binding. Lineage: Eukaryota; Metazoa; Chordata; Actinopteri; Siluriformes; Siluridae. The coding region runs from base 1224 to 2552 and encodes 442 amino acids. The transcript has 7 exons.
AGGUCUGUGAUUGGACAGAAUCCGAGUCAAUCAGAAGGAUUUUAAUAUGUAAUAUCAACAUCUUCAUUCAUCAUCCAUUUCUUUAAUCUCUCAAAUUCAAACAAAUAAAAAUCAAUCAAGAACCAAUCAGAAAUCAUUUCCAGGUCAGAACUUUCACUCUACAGCCAAAAGUUUGUGGACACCUGAACAUUAAACUGCUUUGUGGUUCUUCUUGAACAUCUCAUUACACAUUCAGUCCCAGGUUGCUAUUAGAACGAGCUCCAUUAUUUUCGUGGGGUGCAGGUUGGAGCUCUAUAGCAGGAGAUCAUCCACCAGGUACAACCAAUGGAAAGCAGAUCUUCAUGGAUCUGGCUUUGUGCACAGGAACAUUGUGAUGCUGGAGCAGUUUUGGGUCUCCUAGUUUAGGUGAAGGGGAAAGUUCAUGCAGCAUCCAGAGACAUCUGAUACAAGUGUGUGCCCUAAGCCUGUAGGAGCAUUUUUGGGAAUGUGAAGAACCUCAUACUGUAUGGGUGGAGAAAUAAGGUUUCCCGAAAAGGUUUUUCUCUCCGUCGCCACAUGAUGGCGUCCUUUCCGCUCCUCCUUCGACCCCAGCCCUUCCUUCCGAUGGCGUCACCGGCGUCUCCACGGCAACAGCGGCAGGACCGAGAGAGCAGAGAAAAAAGAGAAAGACUCGGUCUCCGGGACGGCGCGCGCCUCUCGGCACAGCGGACCAAGAGCGCGCGCGGUCAGGACGCACGGCCAUGCACCGUCUCACGCUCACGCGCGGGGUCUCGUCCGGUUUCUCUUUGAGUAGGGAACAGUAAUAACGAUAACCAUUAUUAAUAUUUUGCAAAAAAUAAAUAAAUCCGUGCCUCGUGCGGCGGACAUGCGCGGAGCCACCGGAGUGGCGGACAAAAGGAGGAGGAGAACAUCAUCAGCGCUCCGGUGAGAUGCAGGAGAGAAGCAGGAGGAGCGCGAGGAGAUCCGAGUGGCGCAGGAAUGCGGCGCCUUGACGUGGUGCUGCUGCUGCACUUCUUCUUUUUCUUCUUCUUCUCAUUUUUAUUUCUGGAAUGAAAAGACGCUGCUGCGUGACAAAAGACUUGCGAGCGCGUGCGGUGCGUGUGUUGUUUCCAAAGCCAGAGAAAAAACUCCGGACGCACUGAUUUCAUCCAUCCGAAUUCCAGAUCAACGCUACAGAAGGAAAGAGGAGAAAAAUAAUAAAAAAAAAAACAGAUCCAGGAACGAUGCUGAACUCUCACAGUUUCUGGAUUGCAUGGCUCGCGCUCCUGUGCACGGAAGAAGUGUGUGUGCGCUCGCUGGAGGUGACGGUCAGCCAGAGCAGCGUGCAGGUGGCCAGAGGUCAGGCGGCCAUCUUACCCUGCACCUUCACCACCAGCGCCGCCCUCAACAACCUGUACAUCAUCUGGAUGGUGACGCCGCUGGCCAACGCCAACCAACCCGAACAGGUUAUAAUCUAUCAGGGUGGUCAGGUGUUCAGUCUCGCUAACCGGAUGAACAAUCGUGUGGGUUUUGUGGCGACGAUGCCGAGCACCAGCGCCUCCAUCUUCAUCAACAACACACAGCUGGCCGACACCGGGACCUACCAGUGCCUCGUCAACAACCUGCCCGACCGCGGGGGGCGCAACAUCGGGGUCAUCGGCCUCACCGUUCUGGUCCCUCCAUCCUUGCCCGCGUGUCGUAUUCAGGGUUCUCUGGAUGUGGGCAGUGACGUCACUCUGCUCUGUGGAUCUGAAGAGGGAAUUCCCACACCCACCUACUCCUGGGAGAAAGUCGACUCAGUACCCAAACUCCCUCUCGGCGCCAUGCAAGAUCAGAUGCAGGGUACAGUGAGUCUGAAGAACAUCAGUGCGGGGACAUCCGGGGUUUACCAGUGCACCGCCUCCAAUGCCAUUGGCACCAGCACGUGUCAACUGAACCUGCAGGUGGUGACACCUCAGCCUCAGAGCGUCGGCCUCAUCGCUGGAACCGUGGUCUCAGGUGUCCUCGCCGCAGUCAUUUUCGCCCUGCUGGUGAUCGUCACGCUUUUCUACUGGAGGAACAAAAACCGAUACGAAGAAGACGACAUCCCGAAUGAAAUCAGAGAGGACGAUCUUCCGCCGAAGAGGUCGUCGUCGGUGAAGGCGUUUCAGGCGGACGCUUCAUCCUCAGAGAACGACACGCUAACCUCUACCAACACCUACAACAGCCGAUACUGGCACAACGCCAAAGCCAGCUACGACGCCAACUCUUUUACGCGCUACGACGGGCAGAGCUUAACGACCGGAGGCGGGACUGGUGCAGGAGGGGGUGGAGCUUACACCAACGGCAGCCAUACCCUCCCAGCACCCAAAACUCUGGUGGUCACCGCCAAUUCUGUGCCCGUUGUGACGCGCAGCAACGGUACUAUAAGUCAACGCGUUCCACCAUCCACGCCACCGCCCCCUUCUGGCUCCGCCCACACACACGUGCCAAACCGCACGCACUCGUACGCCGUGAGCCAGGCGGCGCUCGAGCGCAUGGGGGCCGUGCCAGUCAUGGUUCCUGCACAGAGUCGGGCCGGGUCGCUCGUCUAACACCAACACGAGACGGACAAAUUGAAUUUUUAACGUUCUUUAUACAAACAAUGCCAUCUCUCUUUUUCUCUCUCUCUCUUUUUCUCUCUCUAUCUCUUUCUCCCCACCCCUCGAUCUGACUAAUGAACUACUGAUUUUACUUUGAGUUGUUUUCUACUUUAACCAAUUUGCAAUAAUAAUAAUAAUAAUAAUAAUAAUAAUAAUAAUAAUAUAGUCGUCUCGGAAUGGGCGUAUGCGGCAACGGGAACGUUUUCGUAAAACAUUUGAGAUGUUUCCUAAAUUGAGCGAUCUUCAUCAUGCACAUGCACCUCGACUGCACACUCACAUCACGUUUGUUUUAACUCUACAACGUCAACUCGGGCCAUUCAAUCAGCUUCUCAAGCAAUAGUUACGCCAAAAACACCUGGUCUGAUUAAUGAGCAAUAUAACGCAGAGUUCCCACCAAAAUCCCUGAGGUUUAGCAGCGAGUGUGAACACGGAGACAAAACACUUGAUAUCAAUAAGAGUUGCUUCUCCUUCUUUUUUUGUGAUCUGAAAUGCAUCCAGAAAAUUCAUUUGAGUCAGCGUUUGAGUCAUUUAUAUGAAUUAGCAUUACCUUAAGGCCGAGGUUAGCAUUAGACACAUGACUAGCGCUCGGCGAAAUGAUGUCAUCGAUUAUUUAUAUUGAUUUCAAGUCCAAAUCCAUGAUCUGGCAACCUUUACACGUUUCACCUUACAAACUAUAAAUAAAAAUAAAUAACAGUUGAACUGGAAAA